Aspergillus pseudoviridinutans is the source of this 1059-nucleotide messenger RNA. RefSeq lists its product as uncharacterized. Lineage: Eukaryota; Fungi; Ascomycota; Eurotiomycetes; Eurotiales; Aspergillaceae. The record is from RefSeq and is a predicted model, not a curated record. The transcript has 2 exons. The coding region runs from base 1 to 1059 and encodes 352 amino acids.
AUGUCCUGCGUUUGUUCCAGCCACGACUGGUUAAGGCUUGUUCAGCGCUCAACAGGCGUUUACGUGCACCAUGGAAGGUGCCUAAGCCACCUGAGGGAACGGUUGAUCUCUCCACGGACCCAGUUACCUUCACUCACCCUCUUCCUAGGACAAAGACGAAAGGAUGUCGCACUCCGUUACCUAUUUCCAGAAAACCAGAUCCCAGCCGGACACCCUAGUCUUCAAUUAGAUGUAGACAAUCGAACACUAUUUGCCGAUCAUCCGUUUCUGUUUGCACAAUGUGAUCCUCAUAUUACACCACUGGACCCCGUGCCCAACGACGGUGUGCGAGAGGAGAUCCACAUUCACUGGGCCUCUCCCGGCGAUCGCCGCCUCUCGGACAUUCUCCUAGCUCGUGUGCUUUUCUUGUUUGUGGAUGUCAUCUGUAUCUUCGCUGACGAUAUCGGUGGCCUAGACGCAGUGCGCACAUCACUGUCGACCUGGGCGACAGUGGGCCGAAGCGCAUCAAGUCUGGAGCACCGGCCUCGCGUUCUGAUCGUGGCCGAGGCAAACGGCCAAAGCGUCACCCAUGACCUUCUCGAUGAGAGCGACUUCCUGUUUCUGCUGAUGCAGGACCGUAACGCAAUGGAGGUCUUCAGCACUCCGAGUUUGCUCCACUUGCCUGGGGGAGACCUGUCCAAUAUGGCCCGGCACCGGUCCUUGAGGGACGAGCUAUUGAAAGCGGUGGAUUUGAGCCGCCGGCAUCGGAAAGAGGACGGAUACCUGUUCUCGGCGGCGCAUUUGGACCGCUUUUUCCAUUGUGCUCUCACCCAUGCCUGCCGCACACCACAGUUGCCGUUUGACUUCGUCCAAAGCGCCCAUGGAGCCAAUGCGAGAGGCGUGGCGCACAGCUCCCACCUGACCAACUUCUUAGCCCUCACAAGCGCGCGGGGAUGGAAACAUGAGGAUCAGGCCGCCUUCAUCGCUUCAACGCUCCUGGUGGAUGCAUAUCCCCAGGAGUCACACUCCCGGCAGCUAUCUUUGACUCGUUAUACCGCCAUUUUUGUGAAGAAGCGUUGA